CCGAAGACCUCUUUCUCUCUCUCCCUCCCUCCCUCCCUCCCUCCCUGUAUUCGUACACUGUUGGUUCCCCUAGUCUAUAAACCUACAAGCUCUAUAAUUCAGAUCAAAGCAUUCAUUUUUAAAAUACCCAAUUUCUGGCAAACCCUAGAACACCAAAAAAAAUUACUCAAAGCCCCUAUUUUUCUGCUGCCAUUUCAUUCAAUUGCUUUAGUUUUUUUGACAUUGGAGGAAGUGAUGGUUGAGAAUGACAAUGGAGGGAAGUAAAGUAGUUCACAAUGUUGGAGAAAAUGGGAGCUCGAGCGAUGGUCGGCCCCCCAACCCACUCGCGGCGGAGCACCGGCAGUCUUUAAGCAGAGGCCGUGUUGCAGCGGCGCCUUGUAUGCAGUCUCUUGUUCGACACCCGUCUUUGGUGAAGACCAAAAUAUUGGAUAUUUCUGUUGAACCAAGACUGAGUAUGGAUGAUGAUGAGUUGGAUUUCAUUCCUAUUCUUCGGUCAGGAGCAUGGACAGACAUUGGGUCUCGUUCAAGAAUGGAGGAUGUGUAUGCUUGUGUGGACAACUUUAUGAGUCACUACGGAUUAAAGAAUUCGAGUGGAGGGCCUAAUGCCUUCUAUGGGGUUUUUGAUGGCCACGGAGGAAAGCAUGCAGCUGACUUUGUGUGCCACCAUUUGCCAAGGAUUAUUGUUGAGGAUAAAGACUUCCCGAGGGAGAUUGAGAGGGUUAUUGCUUCAGCAUUUCUGCAAACAGACACUGCUUUUGCUGAAGCAUGCUCCUUGGAUGCUGACCUUGCUUCGGGUACCACAGUAUUGGCAGCUCUAGUCAUUGGGAGUUCAUUGGUGGUGGCAAAUGCUGGAGAUUGUCGAGCUGUACUGUGUCGCCGAGGUAAAGCUAUUGAGAUGUCGAGGGAUCACAAACCAGUUUGCUCCAAAGAAAGGAAGCGCAUCGAAGCUUCUGGUGGGUAUGUUUGUGAUGGUUAUCUCAAUGGACAGCUUAAUGUUGCUCGUGCUUUGGGAGACUGGCACAUGGAUGGAUUGAAGAGUAGGGAUGGAGGGCCCCUUAGUGNUAAUUUUGGCAUAUCGAACAAGUUUAUAAAUGAUUCAUUGGUGGUGGCAAAUGCUGGAGAUUGUCGAGCAGUACUGUGUCGCCGAGGUAAAGCUAUUGAGAUGUCGAGGGAUCACAAACCAGUUUGCUCCAAAGAAAGGAAGCGCAUCGAAGCUUCUGGUGGGUAUGUUUGUGAUGGUUAUCUCAAUGGACAGCUUAAUGUUGCUCGUGCUUUGGGAGACUGGCACAUGGAUGGAUUGAAGAGUAGGGAUGGAGGGCCCCUUAGUGCAGAGCCCGAAUUUAUGAGCACAAGACUAACUGAAGAGGAUGAGUUCCUCAUUAUAGGCUGCGAUGGGAUCUGGGAUGUCUUUAUGAACCAAAAUGCUGUGGACUUUGCUCGGAGAAGGCUUCUGGAGCACAACGACCCGGUGAUGUGUAGCAGGGAUCUGGUUGAUGAAGCUUUGAAGAGAAAGAGUGGAGACAAUUUAUCAGUGGUGGUUGUUUGCUUCCAACCUCAAGCACCCCCUAACUUGGUUGUACCCCGUGGGAGAGUACAGAGGAGCAUAUCUGCCGAGGGUUUGAAGGAGUUGCAAAGCUUCUUGNGCAAGACUAACUGA
This is a messenger RNA of Ilex paraguariensis (yerba mate), 1657 nucleotides long. The record is from the annotation of a GenBank genome assembly. NCBI's taxonomy places the organism in Eukaryota, Viridiplantae, Streptophyta, Magnoliopsida, Aquifoliales, Aquifoliaceae.